CGGUAGAUUUACUCUGAGUGUGGAGAGAUUUAUCGGAGAGGAGAGCUGUGUUUGUUGUUGAGAGAGAGCGAUUUAUUGUGAAUUUACAAAGAUUCAAACGUCAAGGUUCAUUUUACGUCUUUGGACCUUAAACUAGGAAAUAACUGGAGAAAUGACCACUGUUACUGUAACAGAGCCUGACAUCAAGGCCGGUCAGACCCUUUGUGGCGGCCAGGCAGAGUACUCCGUACUGGAGUUCAUAGGCGAGGGGUGCUUCGGCCAGGUGGCCAGGUGCCAAAACCUCCAAACCAAAGAGGUCGUCGCCAUUAAGAUCCUGAAAAAGGAUCCUGGUUUGAUCCUGGACACUGAGAAAGAGGUGACCAUCUUAAAGGUCCUCUCAGUGCUAAAUCCAGAUGCCACCAAUUUGGUGAAGUUUUUUGAGCAGUUCACCCACAUGGGACGAACCUGCCUCGCAUUCGAGAUGCUCCAAAUGAAUCUCUACGACCUGCUCUCCAACCAUGAUUGGGAAUCCAUGUUCCUGAAUGAGAUCAGGCCAAUGGCAAAGCAGCUCUUUGUGGCCUUGGAUGCCCUAAAGACUCUUGGCAUAUUGCAUACCGACAUAAAACCUGAUAACAUCUUGGUAAUCAACGAGCUGGACCAGGCCCUCAGGAUCAAACUAAUAGAUUUUGGCGAGGCCAUCCCAGCCUCCAAAGUCCAGCCUGGGAUGGAGAUCCAACCUCUCGGAUACAGGGCUCCAGAGGUUGCCCUCGGCCUGGAGAUCACGGAGGCUAUAGAUGUUUGGGGAGUAGGCUGCGUCCUAGCCUACCUCUUCCUCGCCGAGAACCUCUUCCCAGUCAAUUGUGAUUAUCAAAUGAUGAGGUGCAUGGUGGAGGUUUUGGGUCAGCCUGAGGACCACCAGCUCCGUGCUGGCAGGUACACUUGUUUCUUUUUCACCGAGGAGGAGGCUGCUGGCGCUCCAAAAUGGAGACUUCUGACUCCUGAGGAGUACGCAGCUGUGAACGGAUUUAAAGCUGAAGAUCGUCACAGCUGCAUCGAUCUGCCGAGCUCUCUGGAUGCUCUGGUGAAUUUUUAUCCAGAUGAGGGCCCUGCAGAAACUGAGGAUAGGAGGGCUUUUGUGGACCUCAUGAAAGGUCUGCUGCACCUUGAUGGGUCCCAAAGAAUCACGCCCCAUCAAGCUCUGCAGCAUCCAUUUAUCAAAAUGGCCCACCUGACCCAGCACCCAGACUACCUGAAUAACUCACAAGUCCUCAUGAUGAGUAUCUGCCAAGAUCCUGGGUCCUGUUGCGCAGACAUGACACCCCUCUCCCCUGAGGAUGGUCCCACAACUGGGUCACCCAACAGGGCAGCAGCCACUGACCCCCGCCAUGAAGCUUCAGACUCCUGGCAUUCGGCUGGAGAUCCACCUCCUCUCUGGGCUGCAGAAGGCUCCAGUGACGGGGACACAGAGUCCCAGCUUUUAGAGGGAGAAACACCAUGUCCCCUCUACUGGGACUAUGAAGAAUCCUGGUCCUUUAAUGGAGAAAAAACCUCUUCUCACAGGGACACAGAGUCCCAGCUUUUAGAGGGAGAAACACCAUGUCCCCUCUACUGGGACUAUGAAGAAUCCUGGUCCUUUAAUGGAGAAAAAACCUCUUCUCACAGGGACACAGAGUCCCAGCUUUUAGAGGGAGAAACACCAUGUCCCCUCUACUGGGACUAUGAAGACUCCGGGUUUUCUAAUGGAGAAAAAAACUCUUCUCACAGGGACACAGAGUCCCAGCUUUUAGUGAGAGAAACACCCUGUCACCUCUACUGGGACUAUGAAGACUCCGGGUUUUCUAAUGGAGAAAAAAACUCUUCUCACAGGGACACAGAGUCCCAGCUUUUAGAGGAAGAAACCCCCUGUCACCUCUGCUGGGACUAUGAAGACUCCUGGUCCUCUAACCGGGCUCAAUUCAAAGAGUCUCAGGCAGAAGAACCAGAGCCCAGCUCACCUGAAGAGGAACCACCUCUCAGCUCUGACAGCGAGAAACCAGGUGGUGAAGCUACACUAACUGACCCCCCUGCCGAGACCACAGCUCCCUCUGGUGGCAAGAAGAAGAGGCCAAAGUGGUUUUCCAGAGUCUGCAGGAGAAUCGCAGCUUUUGUUGACCGCGCCAGAACAAGGAUUCGAUCCUUGUAGGGUGUUAUUGAACUAUGUAAAUAUUGCAAAUAAAAAUGAAAGCAUUACAUUA
Molecule: messenger RNA, 2213 nt
Organism: Notolabrus celidotus (New Zealand spotty)
Lineage: Eukaryota; Metazoa; Chordata; Actinopteri; Labriformes; Labridae
Product: homeodomain-interacting protein kinase 1-like
Exons: 9
Coding region: 152-2161 (669 amino acids)
Biological process (GO): intrinsic apoptotic signaling pathway in response to DNA damage by p53 class mediator; smoothened signaling pathway; positive regulation of transcription by RNA polymerase II
Cellular component (GO): PML body; cytoplasm; nucleus
Molecular function (GO): SMAD binding; transcription corepressor activity; ATP binding
Source: RefSeq, a predicted model, not a curated record